Messenger RNA from Dothidotthia symphoricarpi CBS 119687, 673 nucleotides. Its product is annotated as cytochrome c oxidase subunit VI. The coding region runs from base 26 to 472 and encodes 148 amino acids. The transcript is spliced from 4 exons. NCBI's taxonomy places the organism in Eukaryota, Fungi, Ascomycota, Dothideomycetes, Pleosporales, Dothidotthiaceae. Gene Ontology annotation, biological process: mitochondrial electron transport, cytochrome c to oxygen. Gene Ontology annotation, cellular component: mitochondrial inner membrane. The record is from RefSeq and is a predicted model, not a curated record.
CCCUGCCAGGCCAUUCACACCCACAAUGUCCUUUGUUCGCGCCACGUCAAAGGUCAGCCGAGCGGGCGUGCGAGCCCCGGUAUACCGAGCCACGCCCGUUGCCUGGAACGCCCAGCGCGCCUUCUCCCAGUCGGCUGUCCGCUGCAACGACGCGCACUCGGAAGAGACGUUCGAGGAGUUCACCGCCAGAUACGAGGCCGAGUUCGACAAAGUGAACGACGUUUUCGAGCUUCAGCGAAACCUUAACAACUGCUUUGCCUACGAUCUUGUCCCCUCGCCUUCGGUCAUCACCGCUGCUCUCCGCGCUGCCAGGCGUGUCAACGACUUCCCCUCGGCUGUCCGUGUUUUUGAGGGCAUCAAGUUCAAGGUCGAGAACAAGGGCCAAUACGCAGAGUACCUCACCGAGCUCGAGCCCAUGCGCGAGGAGCUCGGCAUCCCACUCAAGGAGGCCAUGUACCCCGACGACAAAUAGACGGCAGAGCUUUUCGCACCUCAUUUCUCCACUCAGCACGAGAUUCCAUCAUGUCCACACGUCAAACUCCCACUUAGAUGGAAGCAAAGGGGAGACGGAGCAAUGCGUCACUAGGUGAUUCUUUGUUCAUGUGCAAACUGGGGUGUCGUUGCUGAUUUGGAGCGUGGGUUGGUGGAUGGAUUGAGGCGGUAUCUCGCUGUA